AUGGAUCCCUAUAGAAACAAUCAAUACGGCUUUCGACCACCACCAUUACAGCAACCACCUGGAGGAUAUCCUCCAGCUCAAAUGCCACCACUGGGAAUGCCACCCAAUGCAGCAUCGCCUAUGGGGCUUCCACCUGUUGCUGCUGGCCCACCAUCAGCUGCACCAGUGCCCAGUACACCUCCCAGAGACGCACAAAAAGAUAAACUAAACACACUAUUCGUCGGUGCCAUUGCAGCUGGCGUGUCUGAUGAAUGGAUUGAAACAUUGCUCAAGACAUGCGGUAAUUUGGUGCAUUGGAAACGUACCAAAGACCCCUCUGGAAACCCCAAAGGGUUUGGUUUUGCCACCUACGAUGAUCCAGACAGCGUGUUGUGUGCUUUGCGUGUUUUAGGUGGUGAAAAGACAGAUGGUGUGACAUUAAAAGCACAGGAUGGCAGCAACGUUGAAAAGAAGAUGAUUGUGAAGGCAGACGAUAAUGUACGUACACAUUUAGAGGGGCAUCAACGUCAACAGUUACAACAAGAUGAAGCUAAAACUGUAGCAUCAGAUGAUGAAAAGUACAAUCUCGUUCAACAGUACAUUCAUGCCAUCAAUGCAGGCCAACAACCAGCAUCAGCAGUAGCAGCAACACCUGAAAACGCCGAGACCACGGCUGAAGCCUCUAUUGAUAAAGAGCUUGCCUUCUUCAAGGAGCGUGCUGCAGAGAGAGACGAGCACCACCCUCAGCAACACCAGCAACGACAACAGCAUGAGGGACGCAGAGAUUCAAACGACUAUCCAAGACGACGAGGCGAUGGUUUUGUCAAGGGGCCCACCGAGUAUCAUUCACAUCAACCACCACCACACCUUCAGCAUCAACAGGACAUGGCUACAGAUGAAGAGAUUGAGAGAAGACGACAGGAAAAGCAUGAGCGUGAUGUGGAGAAUGCUUAUUAUCAACGAGAAAAGCGAUUCGAGACAAGAGAAAACCAAAAGCUACGUGAAUACAAAAAGGACAUGAAGCGAGAACUGGAACUGGAAGAACGAGAGAUCAAAGACAAAGCCUACUGGUUGGAGCGUCUGGCCAACUGGGACGACGACGUAGAGAUAGCCAAAGGGGAGGAGCCUUAUUACCACGACCGAUCCAGAUGGAGACGUAUGAGAGAAUCACAGCGCAGAAGAGAAGAGGAGCGUGAUGAAGAAGACAGACGCAGAGAGAUACAAGAAGCUGAAGAUGAACAGGCUCGCUUGGAGGAAGAAGAAAGACGCAGAAAGGAUAGCAGAUUCCUCAACAGAGAAGCAGAUGAUGGCAAGAUUGCUUUGAAACCUACCAAACUCAACUUCAAUAUGCCCAUUAAGAGAAACACAUUGGGUGGUGUUGAUGAAGAUGAGGAAGAGGAAGCCAAAAAAAAGCGUCGUGUCCUUGUCCCUCUGGAUUAUGGAGACAUUGAUCAAGUCAAGACGGAUUACGACGACGAAGAACCUAUAUCUUCAGAGGAGAGACAGCGCAGAGUGAAGCAAUUGAUUGAUUCUAUACCUAGCUCACAGGAAGACUUGUGGAAAUAUACAGUGAAAUGGGAUGAAUUAAAUGAGGACUUGAUCGAAACAAAAUUGCACCCAUUCGUAUCCAAGAAAAUUGUUGAUCUACUAGGCAUGGAAGAGGAUGAUUUGGUUAAGUUUGUUUUGCAGUUUAUCAGAGAGAGGAAAGGCCCCGAUGAGCUUGUGAGUGAAUUAGAAGGUGCUCUAGAUGAAGAUGCCUUGGUGUUUGUGAUGAAAUUGUGGAGAGCUCUUAUUUUUGAGACAGAGAGAAAGUACAAGAGGUUGUAG
Messenger RNA from Mucor velutinosus, 1806 nucleotides. RefSeq lists its product as uncharacterized. Gene Ontology annotation, molecular function: mRNA binding. The coding region runs from base 1 to 1806 and encodes 601 amino acids. Gene Ontology annotation, biological process: mRNA processing. The transcript is spliced from 4 exons. The record is from RefSeq and is a predicted model, not a curated record. NCBI's taxonomy places the organism in Eukaryota, Fungi, Mucoromycota, Mucoromycetes, Mucorales, Mucoraceae. Gene Ontology annotation, cellular component: spliceosomal complex.